AUGACUAUGAUUGAAGCCCUGUUAUACACAAGGAUCUUACUCCUGUUUGACUGGUUUGGAGUUUCUUGGUCCUUUUCUGGGCUCACCCAGGCUGAACACCCCCAAUAUCAUAGUCGCCCAGAGGUGGUGAUUCCUUUGAAGGUAACUGCCACUGCUGGAAGAAUGAGACCUCCAGGUUGGGUGUCUUAUAGUCUACAUUUUGGGGGCCAGAGACACAUUGUCCACAUCAAGGCCAAGAAGCUUUUGCUGUAUGAACACCUACCAGUGUUCACCUACACAGAACAAGGUGCUCUGCUUGAGGACCAUCCUUUUAUCCAGAAUGACUGCUAUUAUCAUGGUUAUGUGGAGGGGGACCCAGAAUCCCUAGUUGCCCUCAGUAAUUGUUUUGGGGGCUUUCAAGGAAUGGUAGAGGUAAACAACAUUGCUUAUGAAAUCAUGCCCAUAAUGUUUUCUACCACGUUUGAACAUCUAGUUUAUAAGAUGGACAAUGAGGAGACAGAAUCCCUAACACGAAGAUCUGGCUUUAUGAAAGAUGAAAUAACAUACCAAAUAGAAUUUCAAGAGAUUCAUAAUUUCACUCUGAAGCAAAGUUCCUAUGAAGGCUGGUGGACCCACUAUAGGAUUGCUGAAGUUGUAGUGGUGAUUGACAAUUAUCUAUACAUUCAUUAUAAAAAGAAUAUUUCAAAAUUGAUAACAGAUCUGUAUAUUGUGUCAAAUAUAGUGGAUUCCAUUUAUAGUGUUAUGGGUGUAAAGGUGUUAUUGUUUGGUUUGGAGGUCUGGACUAACCCUAACCCUAUUAUAGUAGAUGAUGUAAGAAAAUCUAUGGAUAUAUUUUGCAAAUGGAAAACUGAAAACAUUUCUCCCCGGAUAAAGCAUGAUACCGCACAUCUUUUAAUAUACAGAGAAUUAAGAGGAUUAAGUGGCCUUGGCUCAAAGAAGGGAAUGUGUCAUCCACAACGUAGCUGUGCAAUUGUUACUUUUGUGAACAGAACAUUGACCCUUUUUGCAAUCGCUAUGGCUCAUCAUUUAGGUCAUAAUUUGGGCAUGUCCCAUGAUUUGAGUUCAUGUAAGUGCGUACCACCUAAAUGUAUAAUGCAUCAGGAUAACCCAGCAACACCCAAAUUUAGCAAUUGCAGUUAUAGUUCUUUUUGGUGGUUUACCUUACAUAGGGGAGGAUGUAUGUUUGAGCAUCUAUACACAACGGAUAUCUUUAAGAGGAAACGCUGUGGGAAUGGUAUUGUCGAAGAUAAAGAGGAAUGUGACUGUGGACCAUUACGGCGUUGUGCCAAAGAUCCCUGUUGUAUGCCAAAUUGCACUCUGAGUUAUGGGUCAACUUGUGCCUUUGGACUUUGUUGUAAAAACUGCCAGUACUUACCAUCAGGAGAAGUGUGUAGAAAAGAGGCUAAUGUAUGUGAUCUUCCAGAGUGGUGCAAUGGAACUUCCCAUAAGUGCCCAGAUGAUGUAUAUGUGGAAAAUGGAAUUCCCUGUAAUACCACAGCCUACUGCUAUGAAAAACAAUGUAACGACAGAACUGAACGAUGCAGACAGAUUUUUGGCCCUGAGGCAAAGAGUGCAAGUGAGAUUUGCUACACUCAAGUGAACUCACAAGGUUCUCGUUUUGGCCACUGUGGUUUCAAUGGCUCUACUUAUGUAAAAUGUAAUGCCUCAGAUGUCCUGUGUGGGAGAGUUCAGUGUGACGAUGUGAAAGAAAUUCCCAUACUAAGACAGCAUGCUACUGUGCAUUGGGCUCACUUCAAUAAUGUAACCUGCUGGGGUACUGACUACCACCAUGGAAUGACCAUUCCUGAUAUUGGAGAUGUGAAAGAUGGCACAGAGUGUGGUCAAGACCAUAUCUGCAUCCAUAGACAAUGUGUCCAUAUAUCCAUCUUGGACAGUAAUUGCUCACCUACCUUCUGUAACAAUAGGGGUAUCUGCAACAGUAAACAUCACUGCCAUUGCAACUAUAUGUGGGACCCUCCCAACUGCGUGAUAAAAGGCCAUGGAGGUAGUAUUGACAGUGGCCCACCUCCUAGGAGAAAGGUUCAAAAGAAAUUUUGUUACCUGUGUCUAAUAUUGCUCAUUAUUUUGCUUAUUUUAUUUACUUAUUGUAUUUGGCUUUGUGUAAAGAAAACUAAGAAAGAAAAGAAAACUGUUCCUCCUGCGAAAGUAGGGAGAGUACCACAAAGUCAACCUCCCUCGUUCGUUUCCCAGGGUUAUCCUGAAAGGCAACCAUCAAUUCCAAGAGUCCCAUCUACAACAAUUCCAAGAGCCCCACCCACAACAAUUCCAAGAGCCCCACCCACAACAAUUCCAAGAGCCCCACCCACAAUUCCAAGAGCCCCAUCCAGACCAUUUUCAAGAGCCCCAUCCACAACAUUUCCAAGAGCUCCAUCCAGACCAGUUUCAAGAGCCCCAUCCAUUCCAAGAGCCCCAUCCAAACAAACUUCCAUUAAAAGAUAA
Sciurus carolinensis (gray squirrel) is the source of this 2460-nucleotide messenger RNA. It is a transcript of the gene Adam29, whose product is annotated as ADAM metallopeptidase domain 29. Gene Ontology annotation, molecular function: metalloendopeptidase activity. Gene Ontology annotation, cellular component: plasma membrane; external side of plasma membrane; sperm head plasma membrane. The record is from RefSeq and is a predicted model, not a curated record. Lineage: Eukaryota; Metazoa; Chordata; Mammalia; Rodentia; Sciuridae. The transcript has a single exon. Bases 1 to 2460 code for a protein of 819 amino acids. Gene Ontology annotation, biological process: proteolysis; male gonad development.